AUGGAAGCAGAACCUGAAACAGAGAAGAAGACAUCAUCCAUGAUAUUGGACUGCUCUCUUCUCCCGGAAUUUGUUUCAAAACUGCAGCUGUCUCCGUCUCCAUCAGCAAAAGUGGCAACGAAAGAUCUCACAUUGUCCAAAACAGACUGGUCGUUUCUCCCUGAAGAGCUUUUGCUAACAAUCUCAACUCUUCUUAACAACUGUUUUGAUGUUGUUCAUGCUCGCUCUGUUUGCAACUCGUGGCGAUCCGCAUUUCCCUUUCCUUCUUCCUUGUUACGUGCAAGCUACUCUCUUCCCAAGCUCGCCGAGUUCACUCUCGAGAGCAAAGACUCGUGCACACUCGAGAAGGUCCCUUUGUUUCUCUUUAGAGUCGACAAAACUCGUGAUGCUGCUAAUACUGUGUCGCCUUCUCCGUAUGUUAUGGGAGGAAUAGGCCGAGACGAAGACAAACAUAUAGAGCUUCUUCCAUAUCCUCUUCAAUGUUCAGUGAAAGUGAAGAUCCCAGGAUCUGAUCCAAUCUUGGUGAAAAUGCUUGACUGUCAGAUACUCUCUUUAGGCCAUCAGUACAGAAUGUUCGGUUGGAAACCUGAAGAAUCGUCAACAAAUUACAGAAACGCGGCUUUUCUUAAGUUAAACAAAGAGAGAGGUGAAGAAUACGUUGUGAUCCUCAACUACUCUGGAGCUUUGUUGGUGUUAAGAAGUUCUGAUAUGAGAUGGUUGUGGUUUCAGAACGUCUCAGAUGCUCCCUGUAGGGAUUUAGUCACUUUUAGAGGCAGAUUCUAUGCAAGUUUUUUCAACAAAGAUGUUCUCGUUAUCGAUCCUUAUUCGAUGAAAGUGAUUGUUCCCUUGAUGCCCUCACAGCCUAUGAAUUCAAGCAAUUUUCUAGUUCCUGCUAGUGAUGAUGAGCUUUUCUUGGUGAUGCACUUGUACAACUCCGUUGUAGCGGUUUGGGUAUAG
Camelina sativa (false flax) is the source of this 957-nucleotide messenger RNA. Its product is annotated as F-box/kelch-repeat protein At1g64840-like. NCBI's taxonomy places the organism in Eukaryota, Viridiplantae, Streptophyta, Magnoliopsida, Brassicales, Brassicaceae. Gene Ontology annotation, molecular function: protein binding. The record is from RefSeq and is a predicted model, not a curated record.